Perkinsus marinus ATCC 50983 is the source of this 804-nucleotide messenger RNA. RefSeq lists its product as hypothetical. Lineage: Eukaryota; Perkinsozoa; Perkinsida; Perkinsidae. The coding region runs from base 1 to 804 and encodes 267 amino acids. The transcript has 7 exons. The record is from RefSeq and is a predicted model, not a curated record.
AUGCUGCCCAUCCAGCUCCCUUUGUUGUUCCGCGACACAGGCCAGGGAGGUAUACGCGUGUCGCUGAACAAGGUCCUUGCCGGCUUGAUCGAUCUGGUCACCACCCUUCAGAAACGGCUACAUGCGGGCGACAAGGCGCACUGCUGUGUGCCAGAAUCCAGUAGCCUUUCUUUCGGGACAUCAGAGACUAGCGUUGGAGAAGACAUCGAUGGUGGUGUUGUUCCUUGCCGGGCCACUCAGUCCCUAAAGAGGUGUUCUUACCCCGGCAAGAGGGGGUGUGAGCUCAUCGCGAUAGCAGGCUCUCAGUACUGUCAACUUCAUCACGUUGAGCCGUGCUCCAAUAAGGAACAACAACAACAAUGCGGAGAUCAUCUACGUGACGGCGUAGAUUUUCAUCAUCAGAAUCAGGAUUUGACCGAAGAGCGUGAUCAAAAGAAGUACUUCUCCCGCGAUUGCAACUGUGGUCCUAUGCUAUGCGUUGCGGACUCUGGAGGAAAGUUUACUUUUGUCUUGGUGACGAGCUGGUCGGACAAGGUGCCCUCAAGGGGCGCCUGCGAAGCGAUUGAAUCUCUUGGUCACAGUACCAGGGUGGAAGCAUCUAGAUGGGGCGGAGAUAAGUCAGCUGAGGAAGCCGCCGUUGGGCGGGUUGCCGCUCGGCUGAUUGACGCAGCUAGAUUUGCCUCAGUUGAGGAGUCUGAUGACUUCUCACUGUGGACAAGUGCUAAGACAUUCGAGCUCUGUUGUAGCACAGACACAGACGAUAAUUUUCUGCUCGAGUUCACCAUUGGGUCCAUCGGAGAUUAA